Glossina fuscipes is the source of this 2046-nucleotide messenger RNA. It is a transcript of the gene Sdc, whose product is annotated as syndecan. NCBI's taxonomy places the organism in Eukaryota, Metazoa, Arthropoda, Insecta, Diptera, Glossinidae. The transcript is spliced from 8 exons. Bases 613 to 1908 code for a protein of 431 amino acids. The record is from RefSeq and is a predicted model, not a curated record. Gene Ontology annotation, biological process: cell migration. Gene Ontology annotation, cellular component: membrane; cell surface.
ACAUUAUAACGCCUGACACGUUAUAAAUCGAAAUUAAAGUUUUCUUUGGUUAUUAUUACUAUUCGCAUAGGGAGAAGGUAAACAAGAAAUUUUAUUUAUUGAAAAAAUCUACAUAUACAUUUGUCUGCCGAAAAAAACGAUAAACGACGACACAUAACGCUAAAGUGUACGUGUUUGUGUGAAGUUGGUGUGUCUAUAAUACAUCGCGGACAAAUUGAAAAAAAUAAAACGUAACGUAUUCAUAAAUGCAACAUUUACACAUACAGCCUUUGUGUACAUAUAUACAUACAAUAUGGUCUGCUGUUGAUGGCUUGUUAAGAAAUUGAUAUCUAUGAAGAUGUGAAAAGCUAUGCAGUCAAUUAGCAUUUAAUUUAAACAAAGUGAUCUACAUAUACAAACAGCUUUUUUGAUAUUAAUUAAAGGGCGUUUAUAAUUAUUUAAAAUUCACAAAUGAUGUUUACCCGACGUCCCAUUUCAAUGUUUUGGUGCAAAUCGAUUUAAAUAUAAAAGAGAAGGCGUUGUUCUCUUUUUUCAUUUUAAUAUAAAUUGGCUAAACCAAACAAAAUUUUACUAGUAAAUAAUAAAAAAAGGAAACACUAAAAUACGUUCAAUAUGCUGCCACCGUAUAAUAAAUCAUCAGUAACUACAACUAAUCGACACCAGCAUCGGCCCUACGGCAUAUCAUUGUUUUCGUCUUACAUAUUUAAUUACUUUAACAACAAAUGGAUUUGGAUUGCUGCAUUGCUAUUUGGAUUGUUAAUAGUCAAUGUCAACGCUAUAGAUGAGAAAUUAUCCACAGACUCGAGAUCUCCAAAAUCGCUACAAAGUUCAAUAACAUCGUCAGCAACGGCUGCAGCAGAAGCUUCACAAAGGAAUUUUUUACCUAGAGAUGAAAUAUAUAUCGAUGAUGAAGGCCUUGAAGGAUCUGGGCAUGGUGGGGCUCAAGAUGAUUUAGAGAAAGAUCAUGAUUUUUCUGGCUCAGGCUUUGGCCCCGACGAUGAAGAUUCAGAUGAUGAAUACCAUCACCACCAUCAUACACAUAUUCAUCAGCAAACGGACAACAAUAACAACCAGGAUACGUUGAAACCUUCUUAUCCAUCGCCGUCCCAUAGUGAUGAUGAAGAUUUCGAUUUGGAAGAAGGUAUUUCUGUGGAAGGUGAGGAGAACGAAUCAUUGCCAACCGGAAGUGGAGAUGACGGACUUCUCGGUCGAGAUAACGACGAUAACGAUCGAAGUGAUGAUGACGGAGAUGAUGCUGAUGAGGAAGAAAAUGUCUUUAACAUGCCUCGCCAUCGUGGUUUAUCGACAUCGUCAUCCAAACCUCACCCAGAAGAACACAAACCUAAAACUGAGGGCAAUGUUGAAAUCGAUUUAGAUGUCGAUCAAUCCAUUGAUGGACCAAAUGAUAAUGAAGAUAAUCUAUCUUCUAGUAAAGAAGAAGAUAGCAGCGAAAUCUUCACCGAUAGCAGUUCGUCAUCAUCAGUAGGCUCAUCAUCUUCCACCGCAACCUCAACAGUCAUCGCUCAGAAACGACCUGGUGGUAUUAAUAAUCAAGGCAACAGCAUCAGCAGCAGCGGCGGCAACAACAUACACGAUUUGGAUACAAACAGUAUCAACAGUUUACCACCAGAGACUACAAAUAACGGGAAAACCGCAGGCAACGAAGUCUUAAUCAUGAAUGCCAACAAUGAUGACAGAACGGCGAGCUUCUUUGCUCAGCCAGGGAUAUUGGCAGCUGUCAUCGGCGGUAGUGUUGUAGGUCUACUAUUUGCCAUUUUAAUAGUGAUGUUCAUAGUGUAUCGUAUGAGGAAAAAAGAUGAAGGCUCCUAUGCUUUGGACGAGCCUAAACGGUCACCUGCUGUUAAUUCUUAUGCGAAAAAUGCCACGAAUCGUGAAUUCUAUGCCUGAGAUAAUGAGUAUCGUUAUUAAAAUAGCGAAGAAUAAAGAGAAAAACACACACAGGAGAUAGUUCCAACAAAAAUCAACCAAACACACAACGUUACUUUGAGUGUAUAUCUGAUCAGUAAGUAAUUAAUUGUAAAGGGG